Maylandia zebra (zebra mbuna) is the source of this 3622-nucleotide messenger RNA. Lineage: Eukaryota; Metazoa; Chordata; Actinopteri; Cichliformes; Cichlidae. The record is from RefSeq and is a predicted model, not a curated record.
UGGAACUAAUACACCCAAUUCUACUUUUGAUUCUGUGUUGGGGAGUCCACAGAUCAUCUUCACAACUUUUGCUGCAUCAAAAAAGAAACUGGAUCAUUAAUUCCUUUACUAUUGAUGAAGGUUAUCAGGGACCUUUCCCAUAUUCACUGGGCAAAAUUGAGGUUGAGAAGGACCUCGUUCUUUUUAUGAUACAAGGAGAAGGUGUCGAUGAGGAACCAACGCAAGUGUUAGAAAUCAAUUCAUAUACAGGAGAAAUAAAGGUCCUCCGUUCGGUGGACUACGAACAAUAUAAAACUCUUAAGCUUAAAUUUAAAGCACUUGACAGAGAAAAACAUGAAAUAGAGACACAGCUCGGGAUUUAUAUAGAGAUUUUGGACACAAACGACAACCCUCCAAAAUUUCUGUUUGAAAAGUACACUUUCACCAUAAAAGAGUCAACAUCACAGGGCACUGAAGUGGGUAGAAUUCAAGCAACAGAUCAAGACAUAAGUGAGAUAUAUAACAAAGUUGACCUUAACAUAGUUUCAGUCGAACCUAAACCUAAGGAUCUUGAGUUCUACUUCAAAGAGAUCGAUGAGACAGGCAUUGGAGUCAUUUCUUUUAAAGGAUGUCUGGACCAUGAGACAGCUGAGAAAUACACCAUUAUAGUGGAGGCCAAAGACAAUGGAGAAAAACCACUAUCCAGCUCCUGCACCAUCAUAAUCAAUAUAGAAGAUGGAAAUAAUCACCUUCCUGUCAUCACACAGCAAACAGGCCCAGAAAAAGUGAAAGAAGGACAGACAAAUGUUCUUGUUUCACGUAUACAAGUUCAUGAUGAAGACACCAGAGGAACCCCAGCAUGGAGAGCCAAAUAUACAAUCCAAGGAGACACAAACAACAACUUUAGAAUAACUACAGAUCCUGAGACAAACGAUGGACUACUCCAUGUGGAAAAGGCUUUAAACUAUGAAGAUGGUGCUCUGAAGAAUAUAACUAUCACUGUAGAGAAUGAGAUCCCCUAUUAUUCAUGCAAAGUGGAAAAACGCAGCUCCAUUGGUCUUUGGAAAGUAGUUACCAUAUCUGGUUCCGCUGCUACUGGGUCUGCAAUGAGCUUCGUGGCUGGAACAGUUGCAUCCAGCCGUCAAGUGAUCGUGGCUGUUGAGGAUGUCAAUGAGCCUCCAGUUUUUGACAAGACUUCCAUAGAAACUGUGAUCACUGAGAAUGUUAAGGAAGGCCAAUACCUGGCAACACUCACAGCUAAAGACCCUGAUGUUGCCAACAAAAACACAUUUAAAUACAUUAUAGGACACGAUCCAGCUGGUUGGAUUAAAGUGGACCCUGACACUGGAAACAUAACAACAUCAAAGCCCUUGGAUCGAGAGUCAGAGUUUGUUAAAGACAACAUUUAUGUAGUCACAAUAUGUGCUGUUGACGAUGGGAAACCACAAAUGACAAGCACUGCAACUCUUAGUAUCUAUGUUAGAGAUGACAAUGAUCAUACUCCAUACCUGGUUGUAAGCACAAUUGAAAUGUGCCAAUCUGACGGACAAUCCUUUGCCAACAUCACAGCCUUGGACUCAGAUGUUGAGCCCUACAGUGGCCCUUUCACCUUCAAGCUCCAUGGAGAUGUUGAGGGCAAGUGGAAGAUUGACCCUGUCACUGGUUAUUCAGUCAACUUGGUUAAAGAGCCUACAGUUCAUUCCAAUCACCAUGAGCUGUCGCUAGAAGUUUCUGACCAACAGGGGAAAUCAGCUUUCCACAACCUGUCAGUUACUGUUUGCAGCUGCUUAGACUCAGAAACCCCAAACUGUCAUGUGAGGACAUCUGGCACCACACUAGGAGCAGGGGGAGUGGGAAUGAUUUUUUUGGCCAUGCUGCUGAUCACAGGUUUGCUACUUUUGGCUCUUCUGAUGUCCUGCAAAAAACAGAUCUUGGAAAUCAAAGAGGAUUUAUCUUCUGAACAACAACUGAUGAAGUCUAACACUGAGAAUCCAGGAACAGACUGUUUGGUGGCCAUUGUGAAUCAGAAUGGAAAUGCGAUGCAAGAAAUAUCUCAAGUUAAAACUGUGAAAAUGAGUCCAGCGUUUCUUCUAAAUGACUCAGAAACCAGCACAGAAUUCCUCAAGUAUCAAAAAGAAAGCUCGGUGGCACAACCUUUCAUUCGUGGAAGCUUUAUGCACAUGUCACAGCGGGGAUCAAACGUGGGAAUGGGAUAUCACCAGGGACAAUCUGUGAGUGGGCUGAUGAAUGAAGCAGUACAUGGAGGAUCACAAAUGAACUCACUAACCUCACAGUACCGGGGGGAAGGAUCAGGGUCAGCAUUUAUUCGUGGAACCAUCAUGCGGAAGUCACUGGGAGCAAUAUCAAAUAGUGGAAUGAAACAUCUCCAGUGGCAAUCCAGGCAUGGGCUGAUAGAUGAAGCCGUACGUGGAGCAUCACAAACCGGGUCAAUAAUCUCAGCUUUUCAAAGGGAAAGCUCAAUGGCACAAGGUUUUACUCGUGGAAGCUUUAUGCGCAUGAUUUAUAUGGGACUAGACCAACGAAACCAGCUACUAAAUGAGGUAAUACCAAAAAGGAUAAAUGCUCUCCAGGAACAAGGAAAGGAACUGGGCAAUUAUCUGCCUCGUGUAUAUAAUGAGGAGGGAGACACAGAGCAUAACUUUGAGCUUGAUUCAAUCUCCAUUGCUGAUGUUUCCUUUGACCCUGAAAUGGAUCUGUGUGACAAGUUCACUACUCUGGCCUCAGUCUGCAUGCCUAGUGAUGUCACCACAAUACAGAAAAUCCAAACAGCAACUCUUGUCCAAGAGGAAAGCCAUGAACUAAACUGGCAGAAACUCACAUUAAAUGAGGUUUACAUUUCACAAUAAAGUCACCAGACCUCAAGUAUAAGGUACAAUAUGAAAAGUCGUAAAUAUUUAUUCAGUUGUCUGGGAGCAUGGUAUGGUAAGAUGCAGUGUCAUGUCAUAAUGUUUACAAUAAAGACUGGGUAAUGCAAAAACUAAUGCAGAGGGGUGAAUAUGGUAUUUAUCAAAUCUGCUUAUUUGCACUUUGGGAAACAUACGAUCAAUUGUACUAAGAGGGUAAUGCUUUCUACUUUCGUUUGGGUUAUCUUGAGCUUCUGUUCUCAAAAGUGUUUUUUAAGGUCACUUUUUUAUCUUUUUCUAUUGCGAAAUAAUAUAUUUCAAGCGUGUGAACUGUUUUCUUUGUCCAUUAGAGGUUGUCAGGCCUUUAAAAAAACAGAGUUAAGCUUGAAUGCAUGAAUCUUAAAGGCAUGCAGGUGUGUCUUGUGCAAGUAAAAGCUUUCUCCAGAAUAAAUGAUGACUACCGCUGUAAUGUAAUUCCACGGUAUUUCCAUUUUGGCACGACAAACUUGUCAAACUUGUUCUCAUUUUGUUGUUUAGACUCCACGUUAUCAAAAGGUGCUGGCGUGGGCGUGCUCUCGGGUAUCUGUGGUUGUAUGGGUGUUUUCAUGUUUGUACAUGCAGGACAGUAAGUCUGCUGACUGCUUCGGUGAGGAGGAUGGUCGGCCUUCUCCCACACUGUCUGAGCAUCUGGGUGCAUCUAAUAAACUAGUUAAUAUGCUUCUAAGGAUCAUUGUAACCAUGUUUUAUGUGCAUCAAAUGUUUGUAUAGUGGUAAUACUA